This is a messenger RNA of Pterocles gutturalis (yellow-throated sandgrouse), 993 nucleotides long. It is a transcript of the gene ACVR1C, whose product is annotated as activin A receptor, type IC. The transcript has 7 exons. Gene Ontology annotation, biological process: protein phosphorylation; nervous system development; activin receptor signaling pathway. The annotation marks the transcript as partial. Gene Ontology annotation, molecular function: activin receptor activity, type I; ATP binding. Gene Ontology annotation, cellular component: activin receptor complex; plasma membrane. The record is from RefSeq and is a predicted model, not a curated record. Lineage: Eukaryota; Metazoa; Chordata; Aves; Pterocliformes; Pteroclidae.
GGCAAGACGCUGAAGGAUCUCAUCUAUGACAUGACCACCUCGGGCUCCGGCUCCGGCUUACCUCUGCUUGUCCAAAGAACAAUCGCCAGGACUAUCGUCCUGCAGGAAAUCGUUGGGAAAGGCCGGUUUGGCGAAGUCUGGCGUGGAAAAUGGUGCGGGGAAGACGUCGCUGUGAAAAUCUUCUUCUCCAGAGAUGAACGGUCCUGGUUCCGGGAGGCAGAAAUUUAUCAGACGGUUAUGCUGAGGCAUGAGAACAUCCUGGGCUUUAUCGCUGCCGAUAACAAGGAUAACGGGACGUGGACGCAGCUGUGGCUGGUCUCAGAGUACCAUGAGCAAGGGUCGCUGUUCGACUACCUGAACCGGGGCACGGUGACGGUGGAGGGCAUGGUGCGGCUGGCGCUGUCGGCGGCCAGUGGCCUGGCACACCUCCACAUGGAGAUCGUCGGCACGCAAGGCAAGCCGGCGAUCGCGCACCGAGAUCUGAAAUCUAAGAACAUCCUCGUGAAGAGGAACGAAAGCUGCGCCAUCGCGGACCUGGGCCUGGCGGUGAAGCACGACUCGGUGCUGAACACCAUCGACAUUCCCCAGAACCCGCGGGUGGGCACCAGGAGGUAUAUGGCUCCUGAGAUCCUUGACGACGUGAUGAACACGAGCAUCUUCGAGUCCUUCAAGCGCGCAGACAUGUACUCGCUGGGGCUGGUGUACUGGGAGAUAGCCCGGCGGUGCUGCGUGGGAGGAAUCACGGAGGAGUACCAGUUGCCUUACUACGACGUUGUGCCUUCUGACCCCUCGAUAGAGGAUAUGAGGAGGGUGGUUUGUGAGCAGAAGCUCCGGCCGAAUAUCCCAAACCAGUGGCAAAGCUGUGAGGCGCUGCGAGUGAUGGGCAGGAUCAUGCGGGAGUGCUGGCACGCCAGCGGCGCCGCGCGCCUCACCGCCCUGCGCGUCAAGAAGACGGUGUCGCAGCUCUGCGUGCAGGAGGACUCCAAAGCCUGA